AUGCCUUAUCUUCCUUCCGCCUCGUCCGACGAGGAGGACUUCCUUGGCGACUCUGCGCGACAACGUCGUGGCGCCUCCCACACCAACCCGCAGUCUCGUGGCCCUGUCCAGCAGGCCCAGCCCGGGACCAACAAUAUCCCCGUCCCUCCGGGUACUCGCCAGGCAGGGUCUUUUUCAAAUGUGUCGUACCGUGAGCGUCGGUCUGGGCCUACACCUGGCGGUCUGAAGCACGAGUCGGCUGGCCGUCAAUACGAGAAGACCCCAGAUAUGGCGAUCGUGUCCCGCGGUACUCCAGUUACACUGAAGGCUGUGGGCGAACUGAAAGUCCCCUGGAUUGAAGCCCGCGAACUAGGCGAAAAAUAUCACGAUUUGAACUAUUUGCGUGCGAUAAUUGGCCAAGUCGUGGAGUACAUGAUUGACCUGAAAGUUCCUUUUAGGUUUCACUCAACAUAUGACCAGACAAUCUUCUUACGUCACAUCUAG
Messenger RNA from Penicillium arizonense, 483 nucleotides. RefSeq lists its product as uncharacterized. The coding region runs from base 1 to 483 and encodes 160 amino acids. NCBI's taxonomy places the organism in Eukaryota, Fungi, Ascomycota, Eurotiomycetes, Eurotiales, Aspergillaceae. The transcript has 3 exons. The record is from RefSeq and is a predicted model, not a curated record.